UGUUGACUGAGGCGAUUAUCGGUUCUCCUCAACACUGUUUUAUUAAACCUCUCCCUCCCACGACGUCAGCUUUUGGGAACUCGGGCAAGGGAAAGUUUAGGGAGAAAAACGUCUGCUGUUGUCUAUGUAUGGAUGAAUACCAAAAGCUUCUCGUAGAGGAGAGAAAACUAGUGCAGUGUAACGUUAGCCCGAGAUGGCGAGUGCGUGGCAUCGGCACUGAAAAGGUUGCAGCAGACGCGUUUAAUGGGCGGUGAACAAACUUUUUGUUUUCAUGGUAUUUUUUUCUGAACGAACGAAGCAACAAGGCGAAACUUGAGUUUACCGGGGACACUUUGCCAAGGAAAGAAAAUCCAUGAAGUUUCAAACGAGAACAUGAUUCAGACGGAAGGAUUUUGAAAGGCUGCGCGCGUGACUGUGAGAUCAAAUCUGGGGGGGGGGGACUAAUCUAAAACGUGUUAUAAGAUCUGAGUGAAACGAACAAUGGCGAAGAAAUACGACUUGCUCUUUAAAUUAUUGCUUAUUGGCGAUAGUGGUGUUGGCAAGACCUGUUUGAUCAUCCGUUUUGCAGAGGACAAUUUUAAUUCAACCUACAUAUCAACCAUCGGUAUUGACUUUAAAGUGAAGACCAUUGAGGUUGAAGGGAAGAAAGUCAAACUUCAAGUCUGGGACACAGCAGGACAGGAGAGAUUUAAGACCAUCACAACUGCAUACUACAGAGGGGCCAUGGGCAUCAUUCUUGUGUAUGACAUCACUGAUGAAAAAUCAUUUGAGAAUAUUCAGAACUGGAUGAAGAGCAUCAAAGAAAAUGCAUCAGCAGGUGUAUGUCGGAUGUUACUGGGCAACAAGUGUGAUAUCGAGUCCAAAAGGAAAGUGUCAAAGGAGAUUGGCGAGAAGCUCGCAAAGGAGCAUGGUAUUCGAUUCUUUGAGACUAGUGCAAAAUCGAGCAUCAACGUUGAGGAGUCUUUUGCUGCUCUUGCACGAGAUAUUUUGCUGAAGUCAAAUAAGAAGCCGGGUCCAUCUGGUCGUGAGAUUAAACUUACCAGCACAGAGAAAAAGUCCUCCAAAUGUCUUCUUCUUUAGAUAUGCUUUUAACCAGAGGGCGGUCUCACUGCACACACACACACACACACACA
This is a messenger RNA of Carassius carassius (crucian carp), 1133 nucleotides long. Its product is annotated as ras-related protein Rab-13. The record is from RefSeq and is a predicted model, not a curated record. Gene Ontology annotation, biological process: Golgi vesicle fusion to target membrane; cellular response to insulin stimulus; protein secretion. Gene Ontology annotation, cellular component: plasma membrane; endosome; synaptic vesicle. Bases 481 to 1080 code for a protein of 199 amino acids. Lineage: Eukaryota; Metazoa; Chordata; Actinopteri; Cypriniformes; Cyprinidae. Gene Ontology annotation, molecular function: GTP binding; GTPase activity. The transcript has 8 exons.